Acipenser ruthenus (sterlet) is the source of this 7402-nucleotide messenger RNA. RefSeq lists its product as uncharacterized. NCBI's taxonomy places the organism in Eukaryota, Metazoa, Chordata, Actinopteri, Acipenseriformes, Acipenseridae. The transcript has 4 exons. The record is from RefSeq and is a predicted model, not a curated record. Bases 329 to 6853 code for a protein of 2174 amino acids.
AGGCUUUGUUGCACCCUCUCCCCUGGACAGCAGGACAUUUGCCGCGGAGUUACCAAAAAGAAAAAGGUUCAUUUGGAGCGAGCGCCGCAUUGUGACGGAGUGGGUGUUUUUGUGUCGCGCAUGCCUCAGCAUCAGCAAUGUGAAUUUCUGAAAUAAUUAAUUCGGUGCUUUGGAAUGCCAGUUUAAGGAGUUUCUACUUCUUAGAUGCCAAUAGUAGAAUUGUGUUGCGGACGUUUAGGAAAGAGAGAGCAUUCCAUGGAUAUAUUAAUUUUUGGCUUGUAAACAAACUGAAGGAAGCAUUACCGUGACAUAAUUGGAGUCCAGCACAAUGCACAGGCCUGUCGUGUGGUAUCCCUAUAACCAAAAAGCAGCUGCCUGUGAAUCGUCUCAGAACUGUCCCACCAGACCCACCUUGACUCAAAAUAACUUUGUGCCUGCUUCAAAUCCGCUUGAUGGCGGACCGAAAAACUUUUCCGGGUUACCAGCAGCAUCUCUUCAGAACACCACCAAAAAUUGGCAAGCAUCAAAAAAUGUUCAGGUUAAUAGUAACUUUCAGUUUGGCAGUGCAGCUUCAGAGUCUUCUAUUCAGAACACAAACAGACCACCCACUGCCAGUGAAAGAGGGACAACAAGUGACUCAUUGUCUGCACGCCAGGCUUUUGCAAAACCAAGUUCUAAAUUCAGUGCAUCUUCCAAACCAGCACAUUCUGAGAGCACUUCACAUUACCUAAAUGGGUUGUAUUACAUGACCAUUCCAGUGACUGCAAGUAAUCAGAAUAUUACAGGUGGAAACUCUGGACCAUUGACGUCUUCCCAUGUGGGACAGCAAAAUUACUUUCCAAACAAUAUUUCAUCACUAGUAAACUACAAUGCAAGUAAUCCUCUGACUCUUCAAGUUGCAUCAGGUAAUCCUAUUAAUACGAAUAGAAAUUCCAUGUCCGGAUUGCCAUCUUCCCAGAUGGGACAACUUCAUUACUUCUCAACCCAGCAAUCUUCUGGAAGCAAUACAAAUGUUCCUCCGAAUGUCACAAUAACACCAAACAAUCAGAUUACAAAUGUAAUUUAUUCUCCAGUUGUGUCAUCUUCCCAGGUCGGACAAUACAGUUACUUUACAAACAGUUAUCGGGGACACCAUCAUGGAAACGAUACUCAGAAUAUCCCAGGGACGCCAAGCAAUUGGGGAGUUGCUGUAAGCCCCGCCCAGGUGGGACAACAUUGCUAUGCAAGCCAGCAAUCUUCACUGGCACCAGAAUACCACAAUAGAAAUGGUCAUCAGGAAAAACAUGAUACUAUAAGGAAUGAAAAAACAGCUGCGGUAUCCACCCAGAUGGAGCAUGAUAACUGUACUAACAGGUUAUCCCCACAAGGACCAGUGAACUGCAGUCCUGAUAAUAUUCAGAAAAUUGCAGUUGGAAACACAGCUCCAGAUUUGAAUUCCGUCCAAGUGGGACAACAAAUGUGUUAUUCAAACCAGCAAUCUUCACUCAUGCCUGUGAAUUACAAUCGAAAUUUUGCUCGGAAUAUCUCAACUGUCAACAAUCCAGAUACACCUGGAAGUUCUGCUCCAGUGAUGACGUCUUCCCAGAUGGAACAACAAAGUUAUUGUUCAAACCAGCAAGCAACACUCUCUCCUGUAAACCAGAAUUUAAAUGGUGCUCACAGUAUCCUGAUGACCUCUAAAAAUCCAGUUACAACAGAAAACUCAGCUGCGGUUGUGGCGUCUUCCCAGGUUGGACAACAAAAUUAUUAUCCAAACCUGCAAGCCAUGCUUGGUCCUGUAAAACACAAUUUAACUGUUGCUCACAGUAUCCCAGUGACUCCUAAAAAUCCAGUUACAACAGAAAACUCUGCUGCAGUUACGUCGUCUUUCCAGGUUAGACAACAAAAUUAUUAUUCAAACCAGCAGGCCAAGCUCGGUCCUGUAAAACACAAUAUAAAUGGUGCUCCGAAUAUGACGAUGACACAGAAAUAUCCUGUUACAACUACAAACUCUAGCCGUUUGGGACAGCACGCCUACUUUGUAAACCAGCAGUCAUCUCUAGGACCAGUAAACCACAAUGGGAAUGGUGUUGAAAAUAUCCCGGGGACAGCAAGAAAUGAAAUGACUUCCGAAGUAGGUAACCUUGAUUAUUCAAACCAAAAAUCUUUACAAGUCCCAGAAAGUCACAAUACCAAUGGACCUCUGGAAACUAACCCUACAGUGACAGAUCUUGUCUCUACCAAUGUAUUUGACUUAUUGCUAAAUACAGUAGUGCCGUCGCAUCUUUUGCAGAAGCAUAAACAAUCUAGUGUUUCAUCAGUGCAUCAAAACAGUCAACCUGCUGAUGCUGUCAAAUCCAAAGAAAAACCACCUCCUCCAUACCCAAAAGCACAAGAAGAAGCCUUCUUGGUUACAGUGAAAAAAAAUUCUCGGGGAGUAGGGUUUGUUGCUAAAAAUGUGAUCUAUAUUGGCAGAAAUCAUUCUGGUGGGAGCACAUCACCACAGACCUGCUCUACACAGCACAUGACCGACAGAAGUCAAACAUUGCAACCAACUCCCCAGAAUGUGUCUCCAGGUGUCUCUACAAAAGCUGGCAACAUUAAACAAAUCGGACAGCUUAUUAACAAAAACAACAUGGAGCGAUUUACAGCUCACCAUUCCUCUGCAAUUCUUAAGCGAAUAGAGACUAUUUUAUCUAAAGAGAAUCUGCAUAAAUCUACCAGCCAGCAACCUCCUGUAGAUGCCCAGGAGAAUAACCUUUCUCUGCAAACGAAUAGAGAGACUUCUGUAGGGGAGUCGAUAACAAAUACUACAGUGGCCACUCGCACCCGUCCAGCCGAACAAGUUGAUCUGUCUUUUACGAGUCAACUACAAAAUGAUGUGAUGGAGGCCAUCCACAGCAUUUUUACACAACAAACUGACUGUCAAACAGCAAAGCCAUCCACUGCAGAGGCAAACGGUUCCAAUAAUUUGACAACUGCAUUGGUUCAGGAGAAUGGUGAGCAUGUGAAUGUACAGCAAGCCAAAAUUGCAUCUUCGGUAAGCAACCAAGAGGAUGCAAAUGUAGGGAAUGUAUUGCCUUCUACUGAAGACGAGGAACUAAAACAAAGUUUGAUUGCUAAGCUCUUACUUAGCUCAUGCUUGACAAGAACAAGUGAGCCACAAGUUGCGAUUGUUCCUCCAAUAUCGCAGCAAUGCACAGAUACUGCAUACAAAACAGAAUCUGAGGAAACGGAUAAUGAUUUACCGUUUAAAAUCACAAAUGUCUGUUCCCUAGCAGAAGCAAACUUUGAUUUGAAACCAGAAGCUAAUUUCAAGACAGAUAUUCCAGUAACAGUCUCAAAAGAUCAAGGAGCGCCUGCAUCAUCCUUUACAGUAGCUUACUCCAAUACUGAACCUUUAGAUGAUAGAAUGGAUGAAAUGUUUCCAGGCUCUAUAUCCAGAGAUGUGAAAGCUCAAUCGAAUGGCAAUGAAUGUGUGGUUUCUGAAACUAUUCCAGGUCCUGAUGAAGAUCUGGAGUUACCAUUAUGCACCAUUUCACAAGUUGUCUCCUAUUCGCAAUUUCAAAAUGUAACUACAGACAAUCCUGUACUUGUAACCAAGGAUUUAGAAGCUCCAAUUUGCACAAUUUCACAAGUUGUCUCAGAUGCCCAGUCUCCCAAUUCAACUUCUGACAACGUUCUGGUAUCCGUAACAAAAGAUCAAUCUGCACCAGCUGACAAAAUUUCAGAAAAUGUUCCAGUACCUGCUACAAAAAACAAUAAACUGAGUGACACUAGGGGAGUUGAAAUCCAUUCAAGCCUUUCCUCCAUGGAAUCUGAUACAAAAAAUGAUGUGUUUGACUUGUCUACUGUACCAGUAAAUUCGUGGUCUCUCAAACUGUUAAGAGUUUUAAUUGAAACUUUUUACAAAUCUGAAGAUCUUCUUCCAUCACAGACGUGUGUCGUGGAAAGUAUAAUAAAUCUGUACUGGGGUGGAGAAAGUGAAGCAUUUUAUAAAGACUUCAAAAAUGCAAACAAUACUAUGGUUUCCAUGUGUAAAUUUUGGCAUUUUACCAAUACCAGCCAGCAAGAGGAGCAUGAGGCCAAAUGUUCAACUGUAGGAACGGAUGCAUCGGAACAUUUGUUUUAUGAAGUAAAGCCAGAAUGGUUCGAGAAAAUAGCGGAUCAAUGUCGGAUUAUGGAACCUGGGGCUUCUGAAUCCGUUGAUCUGGUUUAUAAGUCAUCUUGGUUAAAUCUUAAUGAGCACUUUGAUAUAGACAAAGAAUGUGGAAACCUAUUGUCUCUGAACUUCAGAGACUGUACUGGUGAAGAAGUGAAACAUCAGAAGACAGAUGCAGAACCAGACCUUCAUGCAAAUGAGAACGAGUUGGUUAGUAGCGAAGAAGAGGAGGAGCCUUUAGAUCUGUAUUUAACACAGGAAAAUAUUGAAACAUCUACUGUAAUUGAUCACACGGACACUGCAAAACCUCAAAAGACAGAUGCAGAACCAGACCUUCAUGCAAAUGAGAACGAGUUGGUUAGUAGCGAAGAAGAGGAGGAGCCUUUAGAUCUGUAUUCAACACAGGAAAAUAUUGAAACAUCUACUGUAAUUGAUCACACGGACACUGCAAAACCUCAAAAGACAGAUGCAGAACCAGACCUUCAUGCAAAUGAGAAUGAGUUGGUUAAUAGCAAGGAACAGGAGAAUCCUCUAGAUCUGCCUGCAACACAGGAAAAGAAUGGAACAUCUACUGUAAUUGAUCUCACUGACACUGUCGACCCAAUAUUUAAUGCACAGAUAAAAGUAUUGGAACCUCAGGAUGCAAGGACAUUUUUUAAUGAAGUCUGCAAAACAAAUGGCAAUCAAGGGGAAAUGGUUGGUACCACUACUGCAUUAAAAACAAUGGAGUAUGAAACUACCUCUGAUGACACUUACUGCUGUCUUUCCUGCUGGAUAGGUAAAAUGAGUGGUUGCGAGUCCAAAUGCACACGCCAAGCAAAGGUUCAAUUAAACCUAGAUGAAGACUUGACUCCAAAAAAUAAAGAGACUGUCUACAUAAACCUUGAACUAGAAGAUAAAUCACCCAAACGACCUGUAAAAAAUGUUCCCGUGCGAUCUUCAUCUGAAGAUUCCUCUCCAGAAAAAGGGAACCCAAAUGAUUUGACAGUCAAGCUACCUGCCUGCACACCAGGUUUAAGAGAGGAGUCCAUGAAUCCCAGUAAUUCAGGUUCUGUGAAGAAUACAAAUGAAAAAUGCGAGGGAUUGGUUUCUUCAGAAGUGGGCAAUUCUACAGAUUACAACAACGAGAAACCCUUAAAGCAUUCAAAAACACAAAGCCAGAGUCUUCACAAAAGGUUAACUCAGUUGCAGCUCCCGUUUAAGAAAAAGAGACCUGCUGCCGAUGACAUGAGCGAGAACAGCAGUGCAGUGAAGAGACUAAAGCAUCACGAUGCCGAUCAAGAGGCCAGUAAGUCUUCUAAAAUGAGCAAGGAGCAUGAAGGAAACGGUGAGCAUUACAUGAAGUCAGAAGUGACUCCAGUGAAAACUACAGGGGGUCUUCAAUACAAGUUUGCUGUUUCUGAACAACAGAAAGGUGAACCAAGUCAUGAAAGAAAACGUAGGAGAGAAGAAGAAAAUCUGAAAUGUAGAAAAUCGAAGAGUGCUAAAAUGGAUAAUUCCGAAGACUAUGUGGUAUCCAGAACAAAGAAAGCUGAACAAGCUGUGACUACAAACGACAGUACAGUGAACCUGGUGUUGUUUGGUUCAAAAAACAAACAAGGGUCUGAACAUCCAAGUAGUUCAUCUGAAAGUGCAGUUUUGAGUCCUAAAAUUCCAAGACCCUUUGGUAACCGAAUGCGACCCCCUAAAGUGAUCAGUUUAAAACUUCCUUUGAAAAGGAUAGAAGAUGAAAAAAAAAAAUCUGCAAAAUAUGUUGAGAAUGGAAGUGACUACAAGGAGCAUUCAAAAAAGAGAAGGAAGAAGGAAAGGCACCAUGAAAUGAAGCAUGAUUCUAAAAACCUGGAUGGAAAAUAUAAAUGGAAGCCAGGCAGUUCUGAGCACCACAGAGUAAAAAAAGAUGGUCAUUUUGAUAAGUCCUUGGCUCAUUACAGAAUCCCUUCCCUUAAGGUAAGAUGGAAUCCAAGCAAGCACAAGUCCAAUGAGCAAUCUUCAUACACAAACGUGGGAAACGCAAGCGUGAAACCCAAUACAUUGGAUUACAGGGCAGUUCAGCAUGUAUAUGAGGAAAAUCCUUCAAAAGGCAGCAUCUCAAAAGAGAUUCCCAAACCUGAUUCUAGAAAAACCCAAAUGUCCAGUCAUGAAGCCAAUAAAAUGGCAUUUAGAAAACUUAAGUUCAAGGAUGGUGACCUAGCUAAGCGGUCUGGACAGCUUAAUCAAAGGAAAGUGCCACCCUUACGUUUAAUUAGGAAACCAAAGUGGCCCCCCAGUCUUCCAGAUGUUAAAGAGCAGGGUAAAUCUGAGAGCAAGAGCCCCUCUGCUGGAAAAGAUCUGCCUUCUGAUGCUCCAGCCUUGAAGGAACAGAAACUAUUGGAAUUCAAGCUCUGGCCUGAAACCUCGUCUAAUUUGUUCAACUUUCAAGACAAUGCAGAUUUAAAAACGGAAAAGAGUGCUGUGGGAGCUGUUGAUCAAAAGACAGGAAGCUCAAAAGCCACUUCAAUAUUGAAACGCAGCCCAAAGACACUGCCCUGGAAAGUCAAAGGUUACUGGAUACAGAACAGUGAUGUCUGCACUCCUCUUAAAGACCAAACUCCCUCUAAAGGAGGUCCCAAAUCUCCUACUAGCCCUGACCUUGGUAAAACGUCUGCCAACUGUACUUUUCUGGAGUACAAAAAGAAAUUUAUGGAAAAGGAAAACAAAGUUCAUGUAGCUUGAUGCAGUGCUCCGAGCACUGGAAAGAAACUGACUGCCAUAAAUGCAUCUUCUGCAGAUUAACUGGGGGAUUAUGUUCCUCUUGUGUUAAAUGUCUGAAACCUGAAGGCCUGCAAGAAUUCUAUGUAUUCAUAUAUACUGUGUAUAUCAAAAUGGGUUCAAGGUGUUCUGCACCUUUUUUUAAGAGUGUUACUUUGGCCUUGCUGAAUUUUUUCAGUGUGAAAUGUAUAAAACCAUUUGUCAUGUUACAAAAUGUAAAGAUUAGGGUUUGCUGCACAAUCAAAUGGUUAUGGUUGGAAUUUACUUGCCAGUACACAUUUUUACUGAUUUUCAAUGGAAUAGUAUUAGCUAGGAACCAGUGUUUACUUGGCCUUAUGUAAUGUUUUGUUUUUACUUUAUUAUUUGUCUUGUUGUUUUCAAUUGCUUUUUUCAUGAACAGUUUGUAUAAUAGUGUGCAACAUUGUAAAUCUUGCGACCAAUACUUUAUGUAAAUCUAUUUUUUUUUUUUUUUUACAGAACAUUGUUUACAAAAAUAAAGUGCAUUGCAUUAUA